AUGGAGGCGUGGGGAAGGGUUAUCCGGGGGUUACAAGCGGUGGACGUGCAUCUGCACGGCAUGCGCAUGGCUCUGGACACAGGGCAGAUCAAGGAGUCCCCUCUUGCUCUCUUACACGAGCUCCGCCCGCCCCUUGUGCUGCUUGCUCGCUCUGUGGGCCUCACGCACGCGUCAAGCCUGGUGGCAUCGCAGUUCUUCCUCUUCAACGCGCGCCAGAUGGCUCUUCAGCUCCUGCACCUUGCCUCCGACUGCUGCUGCCGCCACUGCCGCUCUGCCAACGCCGCCGCUGCUGCUGCUGCUGGUGCUGCUGCUGCUGCGGCUGCUGGUGGUGGUGCUGCUGGUACUGCUGCCACACGUUUCCUCCUCACCUCCCUCUCUGCAUCCUUCUCUUCUGAAAACGCCCUACCGCGAGCAAUCGCCUCCUUCAAAGUCACCCUCGCUAUAGUCACAUCGGCCCUUCUGGGUGGCCUAGUCUCCCCCACAUUCGACUUCUGGGCGGCAGUCACUGUAGCGUUCGUUUCAGGGGGGUACCAGGGCGGGUCGUUUAAAGCCUCUAUGCUGAGACUGCAGGGGACAGUGGCAGGGGCUGUGUUUGGGUACCUGCUAGUUCCUCUUACUACGGAUCGCAUGGCGCUGCUGCUGGUUUCGCUGGCUGUGUGGGUGUUUUUUACUGCGUUUGCGCGGACGAGUAAAGAGUAUGGGUAUGCAGGGGUGGUUGCGGCGUUCACUGCUGCAAUUAUCAUGCUGGGGUAUCCGGCUCUCAACAGCCCUCUUCCUCCUGCCCUUUCUCCCUCGUCCCCGCCGCCCUCCCCUCCCUCCUCCUCUGUCUCCCUCUCCGACUUAACAGUCGAGCACUACGCUUUAUUGAGAAUCACAGAGACGUGCAUUGGUCUCGUGUCUGUGAUACUUAUAGAACUUCUAGUCCUCCCCACGCGUGCUGCGGCUCUGGCUCGGGCCGAGCUUGUCGCCAACAUCACUCGCUGCCGUGUCUGUGCUGCCACGGUUGCCUGGUCCUACUUCGGCGGGACGUUCGGCGGAAGGCUCGGCGGGAGGUUCGGCGACGGGCCGGGUGGGGUGGGCGGUGGUAGGGAGGUGGGGAGGUAUGGUGGCAGGUCGAGCUGGGCAGGGUGGUUCGGAAGGUGGUUCGGGAGAAGGGGUAAGGGUGGCAGAGGGGGGGAGGGAGGGAGAGGGGGAGACGGUGGGGGAAGAAGAGGAAGUGGAGUGGAUGAUGAGAGGAGGGAGAGGAGAGGGAGUGAGGGAUGCGAGAGGGGAGCUGUAGGAAAGGCCAAGCACGCGCCUGCAUCAGCUGACAAAAAAGCUGGCUAUUCUGUUGAGAUGGGUCAGAGGGGUGGGCAGGCAGAGGUGACUCUUGAAUCGGCUCAGAGGGCAGAGGGUGGGGUAACGGGGAUGGAUGGAGGAGUAGAGAGCGGUGCAGUGCAGAUGAACGGAGGGAGGGGGAAUUUGGCAGAUGUUUUGGACUCUGUGGGUGAGCCUGUGGGUGGGUCCGCGGGUGAGCCUGUGAGUGGGCCUGUGAGUGGGCCUGUGGGUAGGUCUGUGGCUGUGUGUAUACCAGCGUCACAUGGGGAUGCGUGGGAAGGGGAUGGGGAUGUUGGGAGCGAGAGUAGAGGUAGGGAGAGGCAGCAGCAGGAGGAGCAGGAGCAGCAGGAGGGGCAGGAGGGGGAAGUGGAGCGGAUUGAUUCUGCUGCGGAUCUGCUAGGGCGUGAGAGGGGAGGGGCAGAAGAGGGGGCAAGGCAGAGGGCGAGGAGGAGGAGUGGGAGAGGAGGCAGGGAGGAGAGGGAACGGAGAGGAGGGCUUGCAGGGAGGAGGCAGUGGUUAGCUGCUGCAGGGGGGAGUGGCGGGCAGGGGAAUCGGCAGGGGCAAUGGCAGUGGCCUUGGAUGCGGCUUUGGGAACCGCAGGUAUCAAAGCAGCAGGGACAAACGCAACAGCCACAGCAACGGCAUCAGCAGCAGCAGGAGGAGGAAGAAGAAAGGGUGAUGACAAAGAGCAGGGAGUCGGAGCAUGAGAGGGAGGAGAGGCGGCGCAGGGAGAAAGCCGGGGCAGUAAAACGAGUGGCAGAGUUACAAGCUGCCGUGGCUGCGAGCAUGGCUCGGCAGCAGGUGCUGCUCGACGAAGCUACCACCGAGCCUGCGCUCUGGCACGCUCCGUUCCCCGAGCCUGCGUAUAAGCGGCUGCUGGCGAGUCAGCAGAGGAUGCACCAGUUGCUUUACUUUAUGGAUUGCAGCUUGAGGGCUGUGGCGUCUGUGGAAGGGAGGGAGAGGGAGGAGAGGAGGGAGAGGGAGAUGGAGGUUGCGAGGGAGGGAUGGAGGGUUCUUGAGGAGGAGAGGGCGCGAGGGAGAGAGGGGGAGAGGGAGGGGGAAGGAGAAAGUGGGGUGGCGCAAGUGGAAGCGGGGGGAAGGGGAGAAGGGGGAGAAGGUGGGGUGGAGGGCGGAGUGGGAGCAGAAAGUGGAGUGGGCGCAGACAGAGGCAACACGGUGGGGGGAGCAGUGGGAGAUGGAGUGGGGGAAGCCUUGGGGGGCGCAGUGGGCGGAAGGGAGCUGGUAAGCAGCAGUGAACCGUUCCCAACGGUUGCAGCUAACAGAGAGACCAGUGCGGGUGGCAUGGGCACGGGUGGAGAAAUGGCAGACAUAAGCUAUGCAGGUUCCUCCGCACGCAUUGAGAUGCUUGAGGGGAGUCCCGGUGAGAGGAGCAGGGAGGGGGAGCGACUGGGAGAAGCAGCAGUGUCGCAUGGCGCGUUGGCAGUAGCAGGGGCGCCGAUUGCAACAGCAGCAACACCACCCAGCAGAUAUUUACCAGCAGGAAUAGGAGCAGGAAUGGGAGUGGGAGCAGGAGCAGGAGCGGGAACGGGAGCAGUGGGAAUGGGAGUGGGAGUGAAGGUGCUGCAUGGGAGACCUAGCGAAACAGGCAGGGAGGUGGAACGACUGGUACAGCCGCUGAGGGGAGCGUUGAGAGAGAUGGAGGAGGAAAUGGUGGUGGCUCUGUGGUGUGUGGAGCGUGCUCUAGUGUGGGGCCAUGGCAGCUGGACUGGUGUUGUGGGGGGAGAGGAUUGGGAAGAGGCGUGGGAGGAGGAGUGGGAGGAUGGGGAGGAUGGGGAGGAUGGGGAGGAGGAGGAGUGGAAUGGGGAGGUGAGGCGGGAGGGGAGGGAAGGCAGCUGGGAUGGGAGGCAGCCGUUGGGGGGUGCGAGGGGGGCAGGGAGAGGAGUGGAGAGCGAGGGCGAAGGAAAGAAAGGUGAGGAAGGAGAGGGGUUUGGGAGGAGUGAGAAGGAGUGGGGGGUGGGAGGGAGUAGUGGGGAAGGGGUGGGGGGUGAAGCGCAUCCAAAGAGGCUCGUGUGGAGGGUAGGGAGCGAGGAUUCUGAUGAGGAGGAGGAGGGAAACGAUGAGAGGAAGGGAAGAAAGGAGGGGAAGGAGGAGGAGGUGGAGAAGGAGGAGAAGAAUGUGAAUGAGGAGGAGAGACAGUGGCAGCAGCAGGGCGGGCAGGAGGGCAGCAGUAGAGGGUGGAGUAGAAGAGGGAGUGGCGGCAGGAGAGUGAGUUUUGGGGGCAAUCAGAGCACCAGAUUGGGUGGAGAAUCAGGAGAAGCAGGAGAAAGGGGUGAAGGGGAUGGCAGGACGAGAGUUAGGAGGAGAUGGAGCGAGCCUGUAGCAGAGCGAGGAACGGCAGGAGUGGGAGGCGCGUCAGGAGUGAGUCCAGGUGCAGGAGGGAGUGUGAGUGAGAGUGGGAGUGGGAGAGUGAGUGGGAGAGGAGAGAGAAAGGCACGUUGGACGGUAGGUGGGGGCGUGGAAGCCCACAGCGACACCCACACCCACCCCGAGUCCCACCCCGACUCCCACCCUCUCCGCCACCUCCCUGCCCACAACCACAAGAUACAAUGGCUGCUUCCCUCUCUAGCCUCCGCCCUCCCAUCCCUCCCGCCGCUCCCAGCCGUUCCCACUCCCCACCGCCGCUCCCUCCCUUUGCUGCACCGCCGGCAGCAGCAACAGCACCACCACCAGAGCUUCGGGGGUUUCCGCAGCUGGCGCUGGCGCGUGGGGGCGUUUCAAGGAGGCAUGGGGGAUGAGGUGGGGGGCAGUGUUAGGCCGCUGCUGGCAGAGGAUGGGAGUGGGAGAGGGGAAGGGAGGGGGGAGGGGAGAGGGGAAGGGAGUGGGGAGGAUAGAAAGGAGGAGAGGGUUGAGGGAAGCAGGGAGGAGAGAGAGGGGGAGGAAAGCAACCGUGUAGUGGAUUCAGCAGUAAGGGUGAGCGUAGAGGGGACUGAUGCGACGACUCAGGAGGGGAGGAGUGGGCGGGGUGAAACAACUCAAAACACUCGUCAUCGCGAUGAAUCGACGCCAUGUACUGGCACAAGGAGAGCGGUGGCGGGAGCACACGGCACCACCACUAGGGGCAGGCGGGCGGGGCGGAAGCGAGCAAUGGAGGGGUUCGAGCGCGAGUACAACGACGUACUCGACGGGCCUGAUGCGGAUUUUGAGGCGCCUCAAAAGUCGUCUCAAAAGUACAACCACGUACUGGACGGGCCUGAUGCGGCGGCAGCAGGACAUGGCACCAACACAAGAGGCAGGCGGGCGGGGAGGAAGCGAGCAAUGGAGGGCUUCGUGCGCGAGUACAACCACGUAUUAGACGUGCUGAUAGCGAGUAAGAGGCAGCACCCGGCGGAGAGCAUAGUGCGGAACUCGGCGAUGCUGUCGUUCAACUCGCUGGUGUUCAGCAUGCAGGCUCUCAUGGAGGAGAGCGAGGAGCUGGCCAGGAGUGCGAGGGAGAUGCUGCUGGUGGAGCAGCCGCUGGACGUGGGCCACAUGGCGGCGAUCCGGUUCACGUGA
Molecule: messenger RNA, 4830 nt
Organism: Closterium sp. NIES-65
Lineage: Eukaryota; Viridiplantae; Streptophyta; Zygnematophyceae; Desmidiales; Closteriaceae
Source: the annotation of a GenBank genome assembly